CGGUAUACCAUUUCAUAACAAAAUGGCGGACACUAAACUCCGAAACCCGCGAAGAAAAAAAGGCGCUAAACACCAGCGAAAAGAGCCACCAUUUCCAAUCCCUGUGCAGACUUUGACUGGAAAAACAAGUUGCGAUGAGCGAUGGUUUUACUACACGGGACAUUUUAGCGGAGUCUCCGUGGUCGUGGAGAGCUCUGGGGAUAUAGUUGAUCUUUACCGCAUGGGAUUUUUUGGGAAAGGUAACCUGUCACGAAGUAAACCAGAGUACGAUGUCUUGUCUAACAUAUCCCAGCGAGCAUUCUCCAAAUCGGACAAGCUUAGGAGAUUGCCUCCUAAGGAAAGACAGAUUAGGCAAUCAAAAUUCAGAGAGAUCAGAAAAGAAAGAUAUAGAAAUCAUUGCAAAUGGAGAAAGUUAGCAACAGAAAAACAAAGCUGCUCAGUUGAGAGAGAGCCAUCUCCACCAGAGACUCACAUGACACAAGAUUUGUACUCUGAUGACAGUGAGAGUGAGAGUGAUGGCGAAAAAGACUUUCAAGCUAAUGAGAACGAUGAUGAUGAAGGUAAUGGUGAUAGCAGUGGUGAUGGUCAUGAUCAUGAUGAUGAUGAUGAUAAAGAUGUUACGGAGGUCAUAAAAGAUGUUUUAAAGCAUUCCAAGCCCUGCAACAAAAGACCAGAAUCAAAUGACUCUUGUCCUCCAGCUAAAAGACCUGACCCAUAUCCUGUGUUUGAGCAGCUUCAUCUCAGCUUAGAGGAGGCUUUCUUUUUAUCUUAUGGGCUGGGCUGUUUGUGUGUAUUGGACAAAGAGAGGGAGAUGAAUCUAAAUGACAUGUGGCAAGCCUUCUGUGCAGCAAGUCCAGACUUUUUGCAGAAAUAUAUAGUCUACCACUACCUGCGCUCAAAAGGAUGGGUCCCAAAAACUGGGCUAAAAUAUGGAACUGAUUAUGUCAUUUAUAAGGAAGGGAUGCCAUUUUAUCAUUCAAGCUACUCUGUUGUUGUUCAGUUGGUAGAAGAGAAGUCACUUGACACACAAAAUGUUGUACAAAGCAGACCGCUGACGUGGUGUAGUCUGUGUGGGCUCAGCAGGGUCAAUGAACAUGCUGCAAAGGAAGUAAUGAUCUGCUAUGUGAUAAAACCCUCUGAAAUAAUGAAAGAGGAUCUUAUUCUUCCAUCCUGCAUUCCAAGAUUUAAAGUACAGGAGGUUGUUAUGAGACGAUGGAUUCCUGAAAGGGCAAGAGAACCAGAUAAACCAUGAACCUUUAUCUAAUUUGCGAAGGCAAGUUAAAAAUAACAAUCAUUGACUUUCACUGCUCUUUAUUAAAAGGCUGUAAUUAACUCCUUUUGUAAAUAAAUGAAUCGUUAAAGAAGAUUGUACAAAGUAAACAUCAAUUGAACAAGAUGCAAAUUUCAUGUUUUACUGAUAUGACACACAGAAAUACAGAAUUGUGAUUUAUUAUUAUAUACAUUAUUAAAUGAUCUGAUGAUAUUGUUUUUUUUUCACUUUUAAUAAAAGAUAAAGACACAAA
Molecule: messenger RNA, 1523 nt
Organism: Nematostella vectensis (starlet sea anemone)
Lineage: Eukaryota; Metazoa; Cnidaria; Anthozoa; Actiniaria; Edwardsiidae
Product: tRNA-splicing endonuclease subunit Sen2
Exons: 12
Coding region: 23-1252 (409 amino acids)
Biological process (GO): tRNA-type intron splice site recognition and cleavage; tRNA splicing, via endonucleolytic cleavage and ligation
Cellular component (GO): tRNA-intron endonuclease complex
Molecular function (GO): tRNA-intron lyase activity; nucleic acid binding
Source: RefSeq, a predicted model, not a curated record